Molecule: messenger RNA, 198 nt
Organism: Desarmillaria tabescens
Lineage: Eukaryota; Fungi; Basidiomycota; Agaricomycetes; Agaricales; Physalacriaceae
Exons: 2
Coding region: 1-198 (65 amino acids)
Source: RefSeq, a predicted model, not a curated record
AUGGAUGAGGGAGCGUGGAUGUCUUGUAUGGUGCUGACGAUGGCUAUCAAAACCAUGACGGGCUUCCUGUUUCUCUUCUCCGUGCUGUCUUCCGAUUACCUCAAGGAUCCUAGUCCCACGCGCAACGACCGGUGCCAGGCGCUGACGUUCAAACCCUCACCGAAUGUCGAACCUUACAUUUAUUCGUUGUCUGGAUGA